Messenger RNA from Gasterosteus aculeatus aculeatus (three-spined stickleback), 1926 nucleotides. Its product is annotated as peptidyl-prolyl cis-trans isomerase FKBP8-like. The record is from RefSeq and is a predicted model, not a curated record. Gene Ontology annotation, molecular function: protein binding; peptidyl-prolyl cis-trans isomerase activity; protein folding chaperone. Gene Ontology annotation, biological process: protein folding; negative regulation of apoptotic process. Gene Ontology annotation, cellular component: mitochondrial envelope; membrane; endomembrane system. NCBI's taxonomy places the organism in Eukaryota, Metazoa, Chordata, Actinopteri, Perciformes, Gasterosteidae.
ACUGGCACAGGCGGUAGCAAGAGGAGGCCAAGACGAAACAGAACAAGAGAAAUCACAAAGCCCCCGGCGGGAAAAGCUUUUUCUAAAAGCUGUAUACGAAGGCAGGAUUUAGGGAUGUCUUCUCAGUUGGAUUUAAUAUAACACAACAUGGGUUUUAACCUCAGGGAGAUCUUCUCUUUGUUUUGAGACGCUGAAGGUGGCAAAAGUUGGUUUCACGACCAAACUACUACCAACCUGCGGCCCCGAGUGGAACAUUGCCACCGACUAUCAGGAUCAUCUCUUUUGGAGGCUAAUGCAGGUGGCGUCCAUCGCUCUCGGCAGUGAAAUGGAAACCGAGCCAUGUAGUGGAGAGCGCGAGGAUCCUGCAGUGGAGCAUACCGUGUCUGAGGUGUACCAGCUCGUUGGUGGGCAUGCAGAGGUCAACAAGGAGCCGGCUGAAACAGAGAGCUGUGCAGGUGAGAGUGAGAACGCAGAGGCGAAAGCCCCCGCUGGUCCCGAGAAAAGUGAAGACACGGGAUGCAAGCAGCAGAGGAAACUGAAAAAAACAAACAGCUGGAAGAUGGUGAGAUUUCAAGAACCAUCAACAGAGGAUGAUGUCCUGGAGAGAGACAGCUCGGCGGAGAGUCUCUUCCCAGAGUGUGUGACUGCUGAGUGGACUUCCUCUUCCUUUGAAGACCUGUUUGCGGCAGACGAUUGGCAAGACAUCACAGAGGAUCGUCUGUUGAGGAAGAAGGUAGUGGAGUUCGGGGCCCCGGACACGCUCAGCCCCACCUGGGGCCAAUCGGUUACCGUGGAGAUGCAGUGUGUCCUGGAGGACCGCACCGUGGUGGAGAAGGACUGUAGGCUCGCCCUUGUUAUCGGAGAAGGAGAUGUUAACCAGGCCCUGGAGGAGUGUGUCAUGUCCAUGCAAAAGGGUGAGAUCACAUUACUCCUGGCGGAUUCUUUGUAUGCCUAUGGACUACUGGGACGGGAGCCUGAUAUUCCAGCCUGGGCUGCUUUACUCUACCAACUCCAGCUGCUGGAUGUCAGAGAGAAACCGGACCCGUUAACUCUGCCCGUCGCAGACCGCAUCCGCAUUGGCAACCAGAAGCGAGAGCGAGGAAACUUUAAUUUCCAGCGGGAGGAAUACAGCAUGGCUGUCAGAGCCUAUUCGAUGGCUCUGGAUGUGUUAAUCACAUGCGGAAGAGAUGGCGGCGAGAAGGUUGAGGAGGAGGAGGAGGAGGUGCGGGACUACCGGGUGAAGUGUUUGAACAACCUGGCCACCGCUCAGCUCAAGCUGGAGCGCUACGACGAGGCGCUGCACACCAGCCGGGACGUUCUGACCCUCGAGCCAAAUAACGUCAAGUCCCUUUUCAGGCUGGGAAAGCUCCAGUCAGAUAUGGGGGAAUACGAAGAGGCAAUGGAGGUGCUAAAAAGGGCCUUGAAACUGGAGCCGGCCACAAAGGCGAUCCACGUUGAGUUAUCUAAACUGGUCAAAAGGCAGUCAGGAGGCAGAGAUAUUCAAGGGUGGAAACCUAAACCAGCGGAGCUGCUUGGAGAGAAUAUCACACCUUUUCUGAUUCCCUCAAAGAAGAAAGAAUCUGGAACGUCCUGGAAGUGUAUACUCUGCGCGCUGGUUGUGGCCUUGAGCAGUUUAGUGACGUCGCUGAUCCUGACGGCGAGAAACUGACGUUGUCUGUUUGUUCAAGUCCUCAUUAAUUCAUUUGUAAAGAGUUUUUUUUUUACUGCUGAAGUGAAGUUGAAGUUUACUGUCAAGUAAAUACCAGCAAAGAUUUCAUCUUUCCAGAUGUCUGUUUAUUUGGAAAAGUGAUAAAAACACAACAAAAGUGAUCCAGGAACUUUUUGUCAAGAAUGUAAUCUUUGAAGGUUUUCGAAACUGCGAUGUUAUCUCGAUCACGCGGAUGCUUAAUAAAAUUGUUAAAAAUG